Erpetoichthys calabaricus (reedfish) is the source of this 2335-nucleotide messenger RNA. It is a transcript of the gene atad1b, whose product is annotated as ATPase family AAA domain containing 1b. Lineage: Eukaryota; Metazoa; Chordata; Cladistia; Polypteriformes; Polypteridae. The coding region runs from base 16 to 1272 and encodes 418 amino acids. Gene Ontology annotation, molecular function: ATP hydrolysis activity; ATP binding. The record is from RefSeq and is a predicted model, not a curated record. Gene Ontology annotation, cellular component: mitochondrial outer membrane. The transcript has 10 exons.
GAACACUGGGGAACCAUGUCAUUUCACCCAUGCGUUUGCAGUGGGGCGAUUUUCAGUGUAACACGCUGGGUUACACUCACUUUCUCUUUUAACUUACCGGUAAGUCAAGGGAGGUGGAAAUUAUUCGAAGAGAAGGCGAGUUUAGUUUACGAUCCCCAGUUAAAAAUGGUUCUUAAAGAAAUUCCUGCUGAAAACAUUGCUCGGCCUCUGAGUCGCAAUGAAGUGAUUGGCCUACUUUUUCGUCUAACUAUUUUUGGCACAGUGACAUACUUUACCAUUAAAUGGAUGGUGGAUGCUAUUGAUCCAACCAGGAAACAGAAAAUUGAAGCACAAAAGCAGGCUGAAAAACUUAUGAAACAAAUUGGUGUGAAGAAUGUUAAGCUUUCCGAAUAUGAAAUGAGCAUAGCUGCUCAUUUGGUGGACCCUCUGACUAUGCAGAUCACGUGGAAUGACAUUGCUGGUCUGGAUGAAGUCAUAAGUGAACUUAAAGACACUGUUAUUCUUCCUGUUCAAAAAAGGCAUCUUUUUCAUAAUUCAAGACUGCUACAGCCUCCAAAAGGAGUCCUUCUAUAUGGUCCCCCAGGCUGUGGAAAAACUCUGAUUGCCAAAGCCACUGCUAAAGAAGCAGGUUUUCGCUUCAUUAAUUUACAACCAUCCACUUUAACUGAUAAAUGGUAUGGGGAAUCUCAGAAACUUGCUGCAGCUGUUUUUUCUCUGGCAAUUAAAUUACAGCCUUCAAUCAUAUUUGUAGAUGAAAUUGACUCAUUCCUAAGGAGUCGUUCUAGUACUGACCAUGAAGCAACUGCAAUGAUGAAAGCUCAGUUCAUGAGUUUGUGGGAUGGCCUAGACACCGAUUAUAAUUGUCAGGUUAUUGUAAUGGGAGCUACGAAUCGUCCACAGGAUUUGGAUUCUGCUAUUUUGCGACGGAUGCCUACAAGGUUUCACAUUAAUCAGCCUACACUCAGGCAACGGAAAGACAUUUUAAAACUAAUAUUGGAAAAUGAAAAUGUGGAUGAGGCUAUUGACUUUAAUAACAUCGCUAAAGAAACUGAUGGAUUCUCUGGAAGUGACCUGAGAGAAAUGUGCCGAGAUGCCGCUUUGCUUUGUGUGCGGGACUACAUACACAACAGCAGCCCUCUUCUGAGCAGCCAAGAGGAGGAGGAUGUUAUUCGACCUAUUCAGAAGGAUGAUCUUCUUAAAGCAAUUGAAAAAAUGAAAAAGUCAAAAAAUGCAGGUGCUCCUGCCUCCCUAAUACAUGCUGCCUUAGACUGAAUUUGAAAGUCCAGCCAAAGACUCUGUAUAGCGCAUAAUGAAUCAAUCGAUUUGCUUGAAACAGAGAAAUGUUUGUGUACAGAAGCAGAAAAGAUAUAAUCCUGUAAGUGUGGAAAAAAUAAAAAGAAAAUGUAAUGAAGCUUUUAAUUUCCAAUACCCGUUCAUGUUCACAGCCAUGUAACAUCGGUGCACUUGGAUUUGCAGUAUGUUUUUAGGUGUGUGGCAUCCAUCAAACACCUCAGUUCAGUUCAUUUUUUUUGUAUAAAUGAUCUUAUGGUUUUUCAAGAAAAUGCUGUCAAAGUGUUUUGUUAAAAACAUUUGUAAAUUUCUCCAGUCUUUUUUUUUUUAUUCUUAUUACAGAAAAAUAAGUGGAGAGUCAUUGUCUUUAGUUCCUUCUGUCCCGUAUAUGACCGAUUGGUUGUCCAGUUAUUAGUCGUGUGUAUUCUGAUACCGUCCGGGUGUGAUUUGAGUUUAGCUCUCAAAAGCCUGUCUUUAGCUUUUAAAGCCAUGGUGUAUUUCAGAAAAAUCCUCUCAAGCCUUACUUGACUCGGUACUAGCAGAUGUAACGAAAGCCCAAAGUCGCCUUCCUCGGAGGUUUAUUAGGUGGAGCAAGGAGAGCUACACCAGGGCCUCCUGCUACUGCCUGGGACUGAUUGAACUUUUUGGGUUAAAGACAUUUUUGUUCUUUAUGUAGUUCUGCAAUUUCAGGAAAUUACCCAAAUAACAUUUUUUUCUUUUAAGAGAUAAAGGGGGACAAGGAAACAUUUCUUCAGGUUCUGGGCUGCUUGGUUUAUUCCAUUUGUUUUAGUUUCUGAAAGACGCCUAAAGAAAAUGAAGCUUUGUUUAAGAAUAUUACAAAAUGAAAAGAUCACAGUGCUGUAUGCGUAAUGCGACUUUCAUCCUGUCCUGUUCUGAUCCUCCAGUAUGCUGAUUGUGCAUCGAGGUAUUUGUUCGGAAAAAACCAAACCUCCAGUAUCAAAGUAUUUGUACCAUAUUUACUAAUGUUUACUCAUGGAAGACUCCUCAAUAGACAAUAAACAGGAUUCUAUUUAUUGACUCUUUA